Molecule: messenger RNA, 4018 nt
Organism: Spirodela intermedia
Lineage: Eukaryota; Viridiplantae; Streptophyta; Magnoliopsida; Alismatales; Araceae
Source: the annotation of a GenBank genome assembly
AUGGAGCUCUUCCCAGCACAGCCGGACCUGUCCUUGCAGAUAAGCCCCCCGUCCAGCAACCCCACGCCAACCUGGGGGAGAAAGGCUGAAGAGAGGAUGGACAUGGAGUUCUGGAGAAGGCAGCCCCCUCCUAUGGACUCCCACAGCAGUACCAAUAGCAGUAGCACCAACCCUUCUUCAUCCUCCUCUCCUUCCUCUUGGAUGGCGGCCAAGGCUGCCUUCGAUCUGUCCUCAGCCAAUCCUUCCAUGUCAGACCCCAUGUCCAACACUGGCACCAUCUCCACCCUCCAUCUCCGUUCUCAGCAGCUCCACCAGUUCCCCCACCACCAGGAUCUCGGCCAGCUGCUGAGGCCGAUUAGGGGAAUCCCCCUAUAUCACCACCACAACGCGGCCUCCCUACCCUUCCUGCAGUAUCACCACCACCAUCUUCACCACCAACAGCAACCGCUAUGCGACUCAGCCUCCACCACGGGGGCGGCGCUCUUCAUGCCACAGGGCCUGGCGAGGACGAGAUUCCAGUCGAGGCUUCCCGCGAAGCGCAACAUGAGGGCACCGAGGAUGCGCUGGACCUCCACCCUCCACGCGCGCUUUGUGCACGCCGUCGAGCUCCUCGGCGGCCAUGAGCGUAUGCAUCCGAUUUCUCACAUUAUUCACCUUUCGAUAUGGAAAUUCCCACGAUAGAGAACUUCUGGUUUUUAAGUUUCUUCCUUUUUGCGUCAUUUCAGAUCGAUUUAAUUUUUUUCAUGAGAAUAGGGUCUUGAUUUUCAUGAUUUUUUUUCCUAUUCCCAAGGGGAUUUGACGAGAAAAUUCUAGGACGGGGAGAUUGGUGUCGUUGAGUUAAUUGACUAAUGGAUUAUCUAAUGGGUUUUCAGGGGCCACCCCUAAGUCAGUUCUUGAGCUCAUGGAUGUGAAGGAUCUCACCUUGGCUCAUGUGAAAUCUCAUCUACAGGUAAGAAUAGUUGAUAAUAUUUCUGUCGCAUAUCGCAGUUUUUUCCUUCUGUGCUUUUUCUGUAGCAUUGUUCUCGGGAAAAUGAACGACGGUUUUCCUGAAUCUGCGAAAAGAAGCCCGAAUUCAUUUAUCUUCGAAAGGACUUGUCUAGUUUCGUUUCUUUAUCCACUUUCCUUUCUUCUAACGCGCUCCGCUUGAGAGUCUCCUCCUAUUCACGUGGAAGAAAAAUCCACUGAUGUCGCUCUUGAAUCUCCAUCUCGAAAUGUGGUUCUCCUUCGUCUAACAUAGCAGGAGGAAAAGCCUUUUUAUACAUUUAUUUGCACUUUUUUCCUUCUUCCCAUUUCUACAAGCCUGCAUUCUCUUCGUGCAUUUCCUUCUUGUUUCCUUGAGAUAUGGAAACCUGUUCUACCCCCUCACAAAAGGGAAAGAAAUAAAGGCAGCCCUCUCUCUCUCUCGUUCUCUCUCUCUCUCUCUCGUUCUCUCUCUCUCUCUCUCUCUCGUUCUCUCUCUCUCUCUCUCUCUCUCUCUCUCUCUCUCUCCCUCCCUCCAGAGAUCUGUGGGCGCAGCAAGUUAUGAGGCAGCUUUUCGCGAAGAAGCUGAAAGACAUACCAAUAAAAGAAGAAAGAAAAAGGAAAUCAGUGAGUUACUACGGUCACAGGAAAAGCCAAACAAGCAAGAGCCUCUCGGUCAGUCUAACCAACCCAGCUUCAGGUUGUAGAAGAUGGCCGAAAAAACAGAAGGAAAAAAUGAAGCGGAGAAUGAAAGCUGAAAGCAAAAAGAAAGUACAAUGCACCAUUAUCCUUCAAUUAUUAUCCUCUUUCAUUCUUCUCCCUUCUUAACACAAGCAACACCCAUUCAGUUUGCUUUAUCCUAACUCUCAAUCUCUGAAGACCAGCAGCCUUCUUGAAUAUCCCCAAGUCUAUCACACACUAAGAUCGAGUUUAUCAUGGAAUCCCACAUCCGAAAGGGACAGCUGGCACGAUUCUAUAUAGUCCAUUAACUUCAUCAUUUGUAACCGCAGAUGUAUCGUACAGUGAAGAACACUGACAGGCCGCCGGCAUCUUCGGGUGAACCAGGUACCCUCUCUUCCCACCCCCCCCCCCGGGCCCAAACCAAAUGGCGAACUCCUGAUGGCUAGACCUCCUAAGAAGAGAGUCUUUCCUGUCUUGAGGAGGUGUUCUGACUGGUGGCGUUGACAUCUCCAGGUCAUUCUGAUGGUUUUGACAACGGGUCGGCCGGAGAACUCUCCGACGAUAACUUGGUUGACCUCAGCUCUCGCGGAUGCCAGUCUUCUUCUGUUCAUCAGGGAAGGCCGGGUGUGAACCACGAUGCUGAUCCCUGCAGUCUGUGGAGCAACUCCUCGAGGUGAUGUCGCAGCUCUGUGAUCCCUCUUCUGAUAUGACUCGGGAAUAUCAUUUUCCUGUUAUACGGAUUAUCUUGUUAGAGAUAGAUACCAUCCUAGCUUAACUAAUCUCGGUGUUAUGAACAUGAUCACAUUAAGUUAAAGGAUAAUGAUUGCAUAUUAUCCAUUGCUUUCCCGAUCAUGUCGAUCCGUUUCUCGCUCUACGUAUCUUCGACCUCCCCAGUUGCUCUAGCUGUAUGCUAGUCCAUAUCAAAAAAUGGUUUUCUCAUAUGUGAAGUUUACUAUGAUUUAACAGUUUAAUGCCCACCAAACGUUUCCCCAUAUUUCGAGCCAUCUUAGGUGACGACCACCUUAGAAUACUUAUUAUAUCAACUGUCAUGGAGUGCUGUAUAAAAGCAUGGGCUCAUGAACUGAGGAAGAUGUAUAACAGUAAGUAGAUUAUAAAUGAUACAGAGAACUGGCCUUUCAUGAACAUAGGAAAUCCUCUCUUCCUCUCUUACACAGUCACAAGUGUACCGUGUCUGGUGUCCCAUUUUCAUUUGGAGCUGGCCACAAAAGGCACGUGGGAGACAUGCCUUUGUUCCGUCUGUCCGGGAUCAGGUAGGCAAUGGCAACAUGAUAGUGCAAUGAUCUCUUGUGGGCAGCUUAAAAAGAGAACAGAUACUUAAUACCGCUCCCAUUCCAAGGUAAAGACUGAUAUGAGAUCUACCUGAAAAGGGGCAAGCCUCCUCUCUUUGUUUGGAUUCCCUCUGCCCUUUCACCGGGCCCAGGGGGGGCCGGGGGGAAGGGGAAGUAGAGACCCUCCCAACUCGAUAAUGCACGACCCAACACCUCUGAAACAUCCCUGCACCUUGUUCUAUGGGUAAUGGCAGACCUCACAUGGGCAUGAAGCCUUUAUCUUCGACCAGCGCAAACAAAAUGCCAACGCUUGCAGGUCUUCGUAUACAGGUCAAUAAUAAAAGACGGCUUUCUUUCUCAGUCUCCUUUUUUCUUGCAUGAACUCUCUCUCUCUCUCUCUCUCUCUCUCUCUCUCUCGUUCGCACUACCCUCACUAUCGCUUUUUCGUCAUGCAGCAGGGGAGGCUGGAUGCAUUGCAAGCCGAGGGAUUCGAGAAAUGGAAGCAUCUCACCGCUUGAGGUACAACACCGUGAACUGACCCCUCCGGGCUUUUAUCUUUUUCUCUCUGCGGUUAAACUCUGCAUGGAUUUAAAUGUUUUAGAAAAGCUGAACCCUAGGGGAUGGUCACUCCACGCCUCCUCGAGCCUCCCUUCUUCUUGAAGGAGUGCGAGAUGAGCGGUCUGUAGACCACGAUAAUGGAAAACUGCCAUUCGUACUCCAUAGUUACCUCCCCAUCAUGCUUUCAUGAUCACAGCAGAUGGCAGUGAUCUGAGGAGCACCUUAACACUCGGCAUUCCCCUGGAACUGGUGGUCACAGCUCUCCCUUUUCCUCUUCCUCUGACACUGCCAACCAACACACCCCACGAAAAAAGGAAGGGGUUGCUUUAAAGGCCUGGAAUGGUGGGAGGAGAGCGUAUUAUCAACAUCAUGACUGCGCCAUAUAAGGGCUUCUCUGAUUUUGUGUCUUGCAGAGGGAGACAGAACAGCACGAAGGUUUCGUAGUCGGGUGUGAUUUGAACUCGUCCUGCUUAACGGAGGCCAGCUCCAUAAAGCCUAACCUCGAGUUCACCCUCGGGCGCCCUCGCUGA